AUGCCUCACUCGCCCUACACUACCACCGUCCAUCCGCCCAUGAGGGACGGGGACCUUCUUCAGUACGAGGCGGAUCUCCAUGCUCACCGACAACGCCUCGAAAAUGGGGAAUCGGACAAAGUGGCCGAGGAAGGCCUGCUGGAGAACAGUGAGGUUCUUCUCGAGCAUUGUCGAUUCUUGGACGACAAGUUGAUCAUCAGGAAACGAAUUCCUAUUGACGCCGGGGUUAUCCCCUCGACACAGAGUCGGACGAUCCGUCGUCUCGAAACGACAGUCGACGACGUGACCACGGAGUGCAGAGACCUACGAGAUAGAGUGCAGGCACAAGAUGCAGAAAUUCAAGACUUGAGAACUCAACUGGAGGCAGCCAGGCGUGCAGCGGAUCUCAAAAAGAUGGAGGCGGAAGAGGACGCUGCCUGGAGCAAGAUCAUAGACGAUGCCUUGGCCGAAAAGACUGAAGAGUGA
Capronia epimyces CBS 606.96 is the source of this 465-nucleotide messenger RNA. RefSeq lists its product as uncharacterized. NCBI's taxonomy places the organism in Eukaryota, Fungi, Ascomycota, Eurotiomycetes, Chaetothyriales, Herpotrichiellaceae. The coding region runs from base 1 to 465 and encodes 154 amino acids. The record is from RefSeq and is a predicted model, not a curated record. The transcript is spliced from 2 exons.